AUGGCGCGAGCGGCGUGGCUCGCGGUGGCGGCGGCCCCGGUGGCUGCGGCCGUCCCGGUGGACGAAAGCAACGUCUUGGCGCUCUUCAAACAUGCACCGGGGCUCCGCUGCAAGACCCGGAUGUUCAGCGCGCCCUUUUUGCCGCCGGAGGAGAUGCCCAUGCUGCAGCGCAUGCAGCAGGCGGCGCACUGGUGCGCGCUGCACCCGGGAUGCUUCGGCGUGCAGCUCUAUGACGGCGGAGAGGAGGAUAUGGGCUACUGCAUGAAAUGGUGCGGCCGACCCCAGUGGUGCCUCUCACCCAUGCUGGAGAGUGACGGGGAAACACUGAAGGCGGAAGAGUUGGUGGAAGACAAGCUGUUCUUCCUGUUUGUGAAGCCUCCUCACGGCUCUUACACCAUGGCCGCACCACUGGCUGAGAGCAGUCCAGCUCGGUGCUCCUUCGCAGGCCACGUUGGCCCUUGCUUCGAGCCAAGUUCCUGUCGGAAGCACAACUUCCGCGCCCACGGCCGCGCCUUUGUCUUCACCGACGACCUGCGGCGCCCAGCGCUGUGGCUUUCGGAGGAGUCCUACAUGGUGCAGAUGCUGAAGUGGGCCACGCCAAAUUUGGUGGACGUCGUACUCAUCCUUCCGGAGCCGGAGGUCGCAAGCUACCCCAUCUCCGCGGAGCAGCGUUUGCAGCUUCAGGAGCUUGGUGUGGUGUUGCACGAGGUGCCUUGGGUGAGGCCAGCUCUGGGCAAAGGCAUCCCUCGCUGGGCGCAGGAGUUUUGGUGCGUGGAUCGUGACUUCUUCAAGCUACAUGUGCUGGGACUGGACUACGAUGCUGUCAUCUUCUUCGACAGCGACGUGUUCGUGGAGCCCCAGAAGUUCCAGGAGUUGGAUGCAGUCUUCGACUGCGCCUACCAGGGCUACUUCCUGGCCACGGCCCUGCACGGCGGCUUCGAGGCCCUGACCAUCGCCUUCUUUGCACUGCGCCCCCACGCGCCCUUGCUGCGCGCGGUGCAACGCUUCCUUCUGACCUCCAGCUUCGACGACGACUUGGGCUGGAACUUGAAUGGCUUCGGCCCUUGGGGCUGCCUCGAUGGCACAGACAGAUGGUGUUUCCACUGCUACCACGUGGGCGGCGAAUGUGGUCAAGGGCUCUUCUAUGACUUGUUCUAUAUGGCCGACCAGAUCUUUUGGUCUGCUUUGGAAGCAGAGCCUGGGGCGGUAAGGCCUUUAGGUGUGAUGCUGGAUGGCUGCAAGUGGCUCUAUGAGAACUCCCUUCGAGUUCGCGGCUUCCCCAUCGUGCCCAACCCGUGCGCAGAUCUGGCAGCUCAGGGCAGAUGUGGCGAAGUCAUUGCCUACCACAAGGCCAACCCUCGCACGGGAUUAGCGCGCGCACGCCAGGUCAUCGAGGGCCGCGGCUGCGCCUCAGAGCUCGGCGGCAAGCCGCUGAGGACGGGAGUGAGCUUGGGGGGCGUCCCAAAAUCGGAAUCGGUCGCCUAA
Molecule: messenger RNA, 1485 nt
Organism: Effrenium voratum
Lineage: Eukaryota; Dinophyceae; Suessiales; Symbiodiniaceae
Source: the annotation of a GenBank genome assembly